This is a messenger RNA of Peromyscus eremicus (cactus mouse), 5291 nucleotides long. It is a transcript of the gene Paqr8, whose product is annotated as progestin and adipoQ receptor family member 8. Gene Ontology annotation, biological process: response to steroid hormone. The record is from RefSeq and is a predicted model, not a curated record. Gene Ontology annotation, molecular function: nuclear steroid receptor activity; steroid binding. NCBI's taxonomy places the organism in Eukaryota, Metazoa, Chordata, Mammalia, Rodentia, Cricetidae. Bases 395 to 1459 code for a protein of 354 amino acids. Gene Ontology annotation, cellular component: plasma membrane. The transcript has a single exon.
UAAUCCAAGGGCAUCUGAUGAUUACGUUUUGGUGAUAUCUAGGAAAUUUAGUGAUCUUUAAGAGUACCUUUACCUUCUAGGUAUCAUUAAAUCUUACUUAUCACUAACUUAUGCUGCACUAACACGACCAUUAUACCUCACGCCGUGGUGAAUAGUAACCGAGGAGUCAGAAUGUUGUCAUGGCGAGGGAGGAUGCUGCAACCCUACAGUACAGAGAAAGAAAGCAAGGCCCAGAGAAUGCAUCUGGACCUCCUAACUUCUCCUGUUGUCUGAGCAAGCCAUGCUCCGUUAUGAGUAGCACCUUGGCCACCUUGGCUGCAUUUGUCUCUCAGCUUUCCUCUCUUCCCUUCAGGUUGGUCCUGCUGCGUCCUGAGGAGCCUGGACCACCGCUGCCAUGACGACUGCCAUCCUGGAACGCCUGAGCACCCUGUCUGUGAGCGGGCAGCAGCUGCGCCGUCUGCCCAAGAUUCUGGAAGAAGGGCUUCCCAAGAUGCCGUGCACGGUCCCAGAAACCGACGUGCCCCAGCUCUUCAGGGAGCCUUACAUCCACGCCGGCUACCGCCCCACGGGGCACGAGUGGCGCUACUACUUCUUCAGCCUCUUUCAGAAGCACAACGAGGUGGUCAACGUCUGGACCCACUUGCUGGCGGCCCUAGCGGUCCUGUUGCGAUUCUGGGCCUUUGCGGAGGCCGGGGCAUUGCAGUGGGCCUCUCCCCACACCCUACCCCUGCUCCUCUUUAUCCUGUCCUCCAUCACUUACCUCACCUGCAGCCUCUUGGCUCACCUGCUGCAGUCCAAGUCAGAGCUGUCGCACUACACCUUUUACUUUGUGGACUACGUUGGGGUCAGCGUCUACCAGUAUGGCAGCGCGUUGGCGCACUUUUUCUACAGCUCGGACCAGGCCUGGUACGAGCGGUUCUGGCUUUUCUUCCUGCCCGCGGCUGCUUUCUGUGGCUGGCUCUCCUGUGCGGGCUGUUGCUACGCCAAGUACCGCUACCGAAGGCCUUAUCCAGUGAUGCGGAAGAUCUGUCAAGUGGUGCCGGCCGGGCUGGCCUUCAUCCUAGACAUCAGCCCUGUGGCCCACCGGGUGGCUCUCUGUCAUCUGGCUGGUUGCCAGGAGCAGGCGGCCUGGUACCACACCCUCCAGAUCCUCUUCUUUCUUGUUAGCGCCUACUUCUUCUCCUGCCCGGUACCCGAGAAGUACUUCCCCGGUUCCUGUGACAUUGUGGGCCACGGACAUCAGAUCUUCCACGCCUUCCUUUCCAUCUGCACGCUCUCCCAGCUGGAGGCCAUUCUUCUAGACUACCAGGGACGGCGUGAGAUCUUCCUGCAGCGCCACGGUCCCCUGUCCGUCUACACGGCCUGCCUCUCCUUUUUCUUUUUAGCCGCCUGCAGCGCGGCCACCGCCUCCCUCCUGAGGCACAAAGUCAAGGCCAGACUGGUCAAGAAAGAUUCCUGAGGUCUGCCCAGGGGGAAAAGGUGUAGAGAUGUGCUACUGUGAUUUGGAGAAAACUUGACACAGUAAUAGAAACUGACUUUUUGUUUUUAAGGCUUGAUUUUUAAAUUAAUACGUAUUACAGGCUGGGGAUGAAACUCAUUUGGUAGAGAGUGCUUAACAUAGCAUGCAGGAAGCCCAGGGUUCGAUCCCCAGUACCACACAAACCAGUAGCAGCAUUCAAGGAGGCAGAGGCAGGAGGAUCAGAAGUUCUAGGUCAUCCUCAGACUCGUAGUGGGUCCAAGGCUAGCCUUUAAUACAUGAUAACUUAUCUUAAAAAAAAAAAGGAUUAUUAUAUAUUUUCAAGGGCAUGGUAUGGUUAUAAAAUUUCAAAUGCAAGGCAGGCAUUUAAGAAUUUUAAAAGGAAUAUUCAUUUUCUAUCUGGCUUAUAGCCUUACAUGGGAAGGGAUCCUGGCUAAGAUUCAUGAGAUUCCAAACUAAGGAAAACCAUCCCCACUCAUGAACACUUAGCAGAAUUCUGGAUGUGGCUUCCAAAGCUGAGUCCUGAACUGGACAGAUAAUCAAACUGGACUGCCAAGUAACCUGUGGAUGUCCCUCACAAUAACAAACAGAACAGCCACCCUAUGCUGCUGGUCUUGGUACCUGAGUAAACUGAAAUGUGGACUCUGUCUUAUUAUGAUUUCAGAUUGUCUAGGGUGGAAGUCGGAAUUUUCAAGAAGAUUCAUCACAACCCCUAGACAGAAUGGACUAUUCAAGGUAUCUGAGCUCUGGUCUCAUUCACUGCAGCGGUGGUCCCUUUCUCAGGACACCCAACUAGCUGGCCGAUUUGCCUGAAGUACUGUUCCCAUCCCUAGGCUGCAUGGUAAUAUACAGAAUUCCAAAGCUAUUACACUUCCAGGAAACGCUUGGAACCAUAUGAACCUUCAGGAAGCCGGUUCUCAUGUAAUACAAACAUCAGGAAACGCAACAGUGCCAAGCUCUCCUAGCAGACCCAGCCCGAAGACAUGGAUACCCUCGUCUGUGUGUUGCCCAUGGGGACCUUUUAGUUUCUAUGUGUGGACUGCAGUAUUAACUGCAAGCUAUUUAGGGUUGUCUGGCAGGCCAGGACAUGAUCUGAAGGUUUGAACGGACUCUUUCCAAAGCUUGGCUCUGAAGUUGCUCGAGGGAUCUGAUUCGUUCAAGAGGAACCGAGCAUCUAAGGUUCAAAUUUCUGUUAGAUGCUGUCCCACGAUGGACCAACACAGCUACCCCAAAUCCAGGGUCCUCAAACAGGCAGUUCUGCCCCCGAUUCAAGAAGAAACCUUAAAGCAGGUCCUAGGACAGGUGAACGUGUGCUCACUGUGGUUGGCCCCUGAAGGUCCUUUGAGUAAGAAUGAGGCACCUGAUGGCCAAAGGCACUGUUGGCAAUACUGCUGCAGGCAGCUGCUGGGGGGUGGGCGGUGCUUGCAGCUGUGGUGUUCUGGCCACACAGCUCUCUCUGAGGACUGACUGACGUCUACAUUAAUCCCGUGAAGGAGGCUGCGGCCAAGGAAGAGCUGAGAUACCCUCUUUUCACGGGCUGUGUUUCCUAUCAGUAUAAGGUCCCUGCAUAUUAAAAAGGGAAGUGGUCUGUUUCAACUCCAGUGGGAUGACCCUCCUCCACUAUUACGUCACUUGCUAGUCUUUAAACCUUUGUGUUUUUUUCUUUAAUCUUGCUGUGAGAGACUUGUGAGUUUUGUGCCUUAUACAUGGAAAUGUCUAAACAUUUUAUUUAAUGUAUGCACACAUGCAAUUUCAUGUUUUGGGUUACUGGGACAAGAGAAAAGAAGAACCCCAGAAAGCAAGAGUUGUUAACUUGUCAAAUAACUAUUCUUCUAUAUUUGGGGGUGGGGGGAUAGGGUCAACUGAAACUUUCCUCCUGCCUUCAAAGCAAGAAAGCGUGUGUCUGCUGUAUUGUUUUGCUAGCUGGGUUUCUUGUUCAUGGUCAAAGAUCUGAACUUCUGUGCUAACUGAGUGUCGACACAGGCUCCCGGUUGUCUAGGCCAAGUUCAUGACAAGGAAUGUUAUCAAAAUUGAACUGGUUUGAACUGACCAAAAGAUGGCAGGGGUAGGGGUCGUGUAAAUGCUACAAGUAAAGGGUCUGUUUAAAAUGAGGACCAGAAAGUGUUAGAUGUUCUCUUUGUUAUGGAUUUAAAGAUGGUAUUCUUUUAAAAGUUGGUAGGAAAAGUGUAAGAGGGAAGGAGCAAAGGGAGGUGCUCUUGACUGUAACUGCGGUGGUGUUUGUGAAUGGAGAUUUUGUCCUUUCUUUCUUUCCUCCUCUCUCUCUCUCUCUCUCUCUCUCUCUCUCUCUCUCUCUCUCUCUCUCUCUCUUCUUUUUGUGAUAAGAUCUCACUCUAUAGCGCUGGCUGGGCCUGUAAAUCAUUAUAUAGACCAAGGCUGGCCUUGAACUCUAGAGCUCAACCUGCUUCUGCCUCCCAAGUGGCAGGGUCAGAAGUGUGAGCCACCACAUCGAGCCUUGUGAACAGAGACCUAGGGCUCUUCCGUGCACCUGCAGGCCAGGGCCGAGCUAAACUCUGUCGCUGGCGGCUCCAUGAGACCGUACGUGUAAAAAGUGAGAUAGUAGCAUUCACUUUUUAGUUUAAUUUUACAAAUAUUGCUAACUAGUGAUUUGGAAAUUGAUAAGAAAAAAAAAAAAAAAGAAAGAAGUGAUUUCUGUGGAGCUGGGACUUGACCCCAAGACCUCCAACAUGCUAAUCAAGAAUUCCUCCAUUGACCUACUCCGUUUGACCAGGCCAGGGAACAGUGUAUGUAUAAUAGAUACAUUGGGAGGCAUUGAGAUGGGGGACUGUGAUCUUUCUUGAAAAUACCAGUAUCUAGUUAGAAUAGUUAAAUACAGGUGGUUUUAACUCUUUCGACUCCUUUUGGGACAGUCAUUAAAAUGAGUCUAUCAGUGUGGAAACGACCUGCUGAAUUUAAAAGUAACAACUAGGAAUGGUAAAAAGGAGGAUAGAUGCCUCUUGAUUUACAUUGGGGUUACUACUCCCCCCCACCCCCAAAUCAGCAUAAUGUGAAAGAAAAAUAGUAUAAGGGAGAUAAUUAUCUGGCUCUGCAGUACUAGACACUCUGGUUGUUGCCACCUCUCUUUUAAUUAAGACUUUCAGCCCAUUAACAUGCAAAUGCCUCUGAUAAGAUUAAGCUGUCACUCAUCUACAUUUUCUCAUGAAUAAAAUUCUUGUAGAUUUAUACAAGGCCCUACUUAGUUCAAGAAGAGGGGCCGACGGGAUGCAUUUGGGGGUGCCUGUUUCUCAUUUCAGAAUCCUGACUUUUAUUUGCUGGUGAAAGUUGUUUCUGGUUUGGAGUGUUUUGUUUUGUUUGAGAUGGGUCUUUCCGUGUUUCCCAGGCUGGCCUGGAACUCCUGAUUCUCCCAUCUCAGGUGGCCAAGGAGCUGGGAACACAGGCUGCGUGCGCCCACACCACACCCAAUUCUAAUGAACUAAUUUUAAAGUUCUUAAAGAUGUCAGGGUUACAAUUUCAGUUUUUAAGUCUCUCAAUAGCAAUGUGCAAGUCAUCGACCGGAAGCUUGAAACAGGGUUCAGAGCCGCAACAGGAGGGCAGUUUAUUCGUGUUUCUGUUGCUCUCCGUGUUCGUCUUUGGUUACUGCUCUGUAGUUCCACCUGGAUCCUCCAGAUGGCGAUGUUGUCUUAAUCGAUGCUUUCUCAGCUCUGGUUACCAAGGUUUUGUCGCUAGUUGUACUACCGUGUUUUGCUCGAUUGCUUGGUAAAGAAAAUGUGGGAUUAUUUUCUGUCUCUCUAAAUCGACUUACAUGAAUAAUCAUUAAACAGUUUUUGUACAUGAA